Messenger RNA from Nicrophorus vespilloides, 720 nucleotides. Its product is annotated as venom allergen 5-like. Gene Ontology annotation, cellular component: extracellular region. The coding region runs from base 16 to 666 and encodes 216 amino acids. The transcript has 5 exons. The record is from RefSeq and is a predicted model, not a curated record. NCBI's taxonomy places the organism in Eukaryota, Metazoa, Arthropoda, Insecta, Coleoptera, Silphidae.
UAUAAAAGUGUGAAAAUGGUUGUACUUUGCAGCAAUCACGCAAUGCUUUUACAACUCAUCAUUCUGUCGGCUUCAGCGGCUUUCGCGGUAGCGGAAAACUGUCCUUCAGGUGGACAAAUCUAUGCCAGAGGUAUCAGCCAGCAAGGUAAGAAUGACGUGACUGCGGCUCACAAUAAUUUCAGGAAGAUGAUUGCGAAUGGUCAAGUGCCGAAUCAACCGCGAGGUGUUAACUUGAAAAGAAUGUAUUACGAUGAUAAUUUAGGAAAUGGAGGAAGAAUUGUUUCUAACACUUGCAAGAUGAGUCACAUUAUUAUGAAGGAUAAUCGUUGGGGUUGGGUUGGACAAAACCUUUACGUGGAGUGGAAUUCGGCGAAGGAGAAUAAUCCUGUGCAGAAUUGGAGCAAGGUUGUGACCUCUUGGUUCAACGAGCACAAAGAUUUCAGGUAUCCAAACACGGCUGUGUCAGGGAAACAGGUUGGUCACUACACUCAGGUCGUUUGGGCUGACAGCAACUACGUGGGAUGCGACUUCAUCUACUACUACGACGUUAACCAGCCUAAGUAUCCUUACGCCAAACUUUACACUUGCAAUUACGGACCUGGUGGAAACUACAAUAAUCAAGCACCGUACAGAACCGGAUCUUCUGGAUGCGAAAAUCUAUGUUAAAUAAAUAAAUAAAUAAAUAUCACAUAAAGAAAAUUAGUAAUAAUAGCAAAUGCA